CUCGAGACACAAUGAGCAUAGCCAACAAACGGUGCAUCAUUCGUCGCACGACCAUUAGCCAUUAGUUGGCGGUUCACGAUGAUAGUAGCUCGAGCUAGACGCCUAUUAUAGUAACUUAUCUCGUGAGAUAAUGAGGCAUUUUAUAACGAUAUAGCUUCAAGAAUUGCCGUCAUCGAUCGCGGUCUGUCAGUCGCCCGUCGAAAGCAGUUAUAGGCUGGGAAUUUUUGAAGUGAUAAUUUCUGCAAGAAGUUUCGUUGCAGAAAGUGUGUGUGAACUAAGUUAAAUGACAGCAAGCCUUCGGAAAGCCCCAGGCUAACAACAAAACAAAACCAACCAUUGUCGACAUUCUCUUCUAACAGCCAGGGAUCGAAUAUAUCUUAUACUGGAUUGAACACUACUGCUAUUGCGAUAUUCUCACCUUUUUCUCGAGUGAUUUUUGUAUUCAUUCGAAAAGUAGCCAGAGUGAUUUAUAAACGUGUUAUGCACGUUCCAGCAUUAUACUUUGAGCCGUAGUUCGCUUUCGAAUGAGAACUAUUGCACAUAUUUGAUUAGUUAACAGGUUCCAGCAGCAUGAGUUCCACGAAAGAAAAUUUCAAUUUUGCGUCGGCAAAAGUCGAUGGCGAAAAUGAUGAGGACUACAAUCCUUUCGAAAGGCGUCAAAUCAGAAAGGCGAACUCAUCCAUCGGCACCCUCAUCCACUUGGUGAAAGGCUCGCUCGGAACAGGCAUACUGGCAAUGCCUUUCGCUUUCAAAACCGGUGGCCUUGUUUUCGGUAUUCUCGGUACCGUCCUGGUGGCACUCAUCUAUGUUCAUUGUAUUCAUUUAUUGGUCGGAACAUCGCAGAAAGCAUGCAAACGUAGCAGAAUACCCGUGCUAGGGUUUGCCGAAACAGCCGAAAAUGUGUUUGCUAAUGGACCCUUCGGAAUUCGUAAAUUUGCCAGCAUUGCCAAAGCAUACAUAGACUACAUACUGCUCUUGAUCAGUUACUUUUCCGUUUGCGUGUACCUCGUGUUCAUCUCGACAACGCUUCAAGAUGUGAUCAAUUACGAACUGCAAAUCGACUGGAGCACUCGGAUAUACAUCCUACUGACGACAUGCGCAGUAGCUCUGAUAACUCAAGUACGUGAACUCAAAUACCUGGUACCGUUUUCCCUGAUCGCUAACUCGUCCAUCAUAGUGGUCUUCAUCAUCACGCUAUUCUACAUCUUCAAGAAACCGGUAACGCUAUCGAAUCUGCACUUCUGGCCAGAGCUGGAAAAUUUGCCGUCGUUUUUUGGGACAGUAGUUUACGCAAUUGAGGGAAUCGGCAUAGUACUUCCGGUGGAGAACAAAAUGAAGCAACCGCAGCAUUUUUUGCAAACGUUCGGAGUUGCCAACUUUGCCAUUGGUUUCAUCACUGUAAUGUACAACAUAGUGGGAUUCUUCGGCUACGCUACAUACGGCGAAGAUACCAAAGGCUCAGUUACGUUGAAUCUACCAACUGAUGAGCUUUUGGCGAAAUCAACACAAAUUUUAGCGGCGUUCGCCAUUCUUCUCACGCUAGGUCUGUACUACUACGUCCCGAUGGAAAUUCUGUGGAAAAAGAUCGGCCAUAAAAUACCGGAACGUAGACACAACGUUGCCCAGAUAGGCAUUCGCCUAGCGAUUGUGGUUGCAAUGAUGGGUCUUGCCUUGACCGUACCGAAGCUGGAGCCGUUUAUCGGUUUCGUGGGAUCGAUAGGAUCGGCAACGUUGGCAUUGUUGAUCCCCACCACGCUGGACACCGUGUAUCGAUGGCCGUCGGGAUUCGGUUGGAUGAAGUGGCGAUUGGUGAAGAAUGUUGUUCUGUGGGCAUUCGGUCUGUUCAUACUCGUCGUGGGAACUUACUUUAGUUUGAUGGAUAUUAUUGCCCUUUACGAAUAAAGCUCAACACUUUUAUAUUAUUUAAGUAAUCAUAAAG
Molecule: messenger RNA, 1939 nt
Organism: Armigeres subalbatus
Lineage: Eukaryota; Metazoa; Arthropoda; Insecta; Diptera; Culicidae
Product: proton-coupled amino acid transporter-like protein CG1139
Exons: 9
Coding region: 571-1902 (443 amino acids)
Biological process (GO): amino acid transmembrane transport
Molecular function (GO): L-amino acid transmembrane transporter activity
Source: RefSeq, a predicted model, not a curated record